Molecule: messenger RNA, 1861 nt
Organism: Cylas formicarius (sweet potato weevil)
Lineage: Eukaryota; Metazoa; Arthropoda; Insecta; Coleoptera; Brentidae
Gene: Drgx
Product: dorsal root ganglia homeobox protein
Exons: 7
Coding region: 209-1336 (375 amino acids)
Biological process (GO): regulation of transcription by RNA polymerase II
Molecular function (GO): RNA polymerase II transcription regulatory region sequence-specific DNA binding; DNA-binding transcription factor activity, RNA polymerase II-specific
Source: RefSeq, a predicted model, not a curated record
UCGAGUAGAAUUCGCGGGAGAUCGGUCGCUCUUAUAAGAACACGCCGACGUUUUUGGUACUUUUCGGAAUUCGGUGCGUCUGACGAAAGCCCAGGCUAGUUGUAAAGAAGAAGAGUUUCGAGCGUUACGUCACGGGGGGUAUUCCCCCAAGUUGAGCAUCACGAUUUUCGGCGACACCCACAAGAUCGCGGGCAGCGGUGGCAGGGGCAUGUUCUGCUACCAUUGCCCGCCUGCCCUGCACCCCGGAGCACCCCAGCCUAGGUUACCGACGCUGGAGUACCCCUUCACGCCAUCGCAUCCUUACACGAGCUACUCCUACCAUCCGGCCAUCCACGACGACACGUUCGUUAGGAGGAAGCAGAGGAGGAACAGGACCACCUUCACGUUGCAGCAGUUGGAAGAACUGGAAACGGCAUUCGCGCAGACUCACUAUCCGGACGUCUUUACCCGGGAAGAUCUGGCGAUGAAGAUCAACCUGACGGAGGCCAGAGUCCAGGUAUGGUUCCAGAACCGCCGAGCCAAAUGGCGAAAAGCCGAACGAUUGAAAGAAGAACAACGGAAACGGGAAGGCCACGACAUCAUCAAGAGGGACGGUGAUGCCAAAGAUGAGAAGCCGGAAGAUGGCCAGAGAAGCUCGCCGGAAGAAGCGACAGCCGAUGACGAUAUCGCGAGGGAGAGAGAAUGCUCGAGCAGGAGUUCAGCGGACAGGGAGAGUCCCGAGCAGAUAAGCGUCGUCCAGGAAGCGAACCCGUCGAAUAUGUCUUCGCCUCACGGUAGUCCGACUCCUUCGGCCUCUUCGGACCCUCCCAAAUCGUUGCAGACAGCCGCGUUCUCGCAUAUGUUCCCCUUCGGUGAUAGCCCGGGAGCGAGCUUCAGACCGGUCAUCGACGGGGGGGCCAGGAACACGCCGCCACUGUUUUUCCCGCCCCAUUUGGCGUCGCAUAUAUCGUCGCAGUUUUCGCCGCCGCUCUUCCCGACGUUGAAAGGUUUCCCCGGCCUGUGUUCGUGCUGCCCGAUCAAGCCGCUAGGCGGCGCGUUGUCGACGUCGCACCUGCUGCCAUCUAGCGACGCGGCGUCCGUCAUGUCGCAGACGUCGCCGGUGGGCGGGGACCAGCGCCAAUCCAGCGUCGCGGAGCUGCGAAGAAAAGCGCAGGAACACUCGGCCGCUUUGCUGCAAAGCCUGCAACACGUGGCCAGCUUUCAGCAGGCGGCCGCCGCAGGAUUGAAUUUCCCGCUCUUGCCGCCGCUUACGUUGCAGGCGCUGCAGAGGAAGCAGGAACCCCUUGGCGGUCACCAUGUGGACGUGGUACCGGUCAAAGAACCCUCACCCACGUAGACUAACGCGCUCGUAGGAGAUGGCGGACAUUUUUUCUCCUAUGUUUAAAGGAGUGUAAUACACAAGGCGUUCAUUUUAAUUAAAUAACAACGUCCCUAGCACACUUUUAAGAGUGUCCUUCGCAAAAUAAAUGGAGCACCAGAUGUCGCGGGUUCAAAGCCACCCGGGCUUCGAACUUUUUUUUAUACAAAACACUCAUCUUAAUUUUUUUUAUUUUCUGUCUCCAACUUGAAACGCCCCUCGAACACGAAAAAGAAAAAAAAAACUCAAAAAUCUACCUAGGAAAACUUCCUGUAUAUACAUAGAAACAAAUAUAAUAGAUGUCGCUAGUUCUAUAUAUUCCCUAGAUUACGUUCCGGAUGGGCGUUUCCAAAAACAAAUUCGUUUGGAGACGCGCGUCACGUUGCAAAUUAAGAAAAAUAAACUUAGGUGAAAUAUUGUGAUGUGAUACAAGUAUUAUUAUAUUUAUUUCGUUGUAAAUAACCUUGUAAAAUAACGUCAUAUUCUAGUGUUCAAUAAACAUUG